CUGGCUCAAGUCAUGGCCUUCUUUUUGCUGCCCUCUCGCUCCAUCACCUCAUCAUUUUCCAUCAGCCCAAGAGCUUGGUUCAGAUGCUCGUCUUCUACCCCUGAUUUCAUUCGCCCUCCUGGACCUGUAGCAUCCUGGACCCGCGACGAAUACAAUGCCUACCGACGAUGGCGAUAUGCUACAGAUGCCGAUUAUCGACAAGCUCGAAUACAGGCCGCUUGCGAGUUCAGCAAGAACGACCCCGUCUGGCGUGAGAAGAAGAUAAAGCUAUGGACAGGCUGGAACUUGGCUCAUCCCGAAGUAAGAGCAGCCCGAGACCAGCGUCUCAAAGAGCGCUAUGCGGAUGACCCCGAGUAUCGAGAGUCUGCUCUUCUCCAGCGUGGCAAAGAGCGCCACGCCAACGACGCUGAAUUUCGAGAGACCAAGCUCCAGCGUAACAAAGAGCGCUACGCCAAUGAUCCUGAAUAUCGCGAGGCUUUGCGACAACGGAAGGCCGAACGAUAUGCCGAUCCUGCAUAUCGGGAGGCUAGUGCACGGCGCUCAAAAGACCGCUACGCCAAUGACCCUGUAUAUCGGGAGAAUGUGAAACAACGUACUAGGGAGAGGUACUUGCGGAAGAAAGCUGAUCAAGACACAUCGAGCCCUCAGGAGACACCAGACCUCCAGAAGACUUGA
Messenger RNA from Aureobasidium uvarum, 675 nucleotides. The record is from the annotation of a GenBank genome assembly. Lineage: Eukaryota; Fungi; Ascomycota; Dothideomycetes; Dothideales; Saccotheciaceae.